Messenger RNA from Phymastichus coffea, 666 nucleotides. RefSeq names its product probable salivary secreted peptide. The record is from RefSeq and is a predicted model, not a curated record. The transcript has a single exon. NCBI's taxonomy places the organism in Eukaryota, Metazoa, Arthropoda, Insecta, Hymenoptera, Eulophidae. Bases 42 to 452 code for a protein of 136 amino acids.
CUUAGCCGCCACAAACGCGAUUGACUUUCAAGUAAGCAAUAAUGGGUUUUUUAACGAAUACGGGACUUUUAGUAGCUUUGACUGUGGCCUUGACGACAGUUGUCACUUCAACACAGUAUGGAUUCUUUAACAACGAUUUCAACACUGGUGGAAAUAAAUCGCACAAUCUAAUUAUUGGCACAAGACAACCUGGCGAUCAACAGAUGUACAGAGAAAAUAUCAUUAAGAAAUCCAAAUGGAUGAGUGUAGUCACUGUUACCAAAACGUACCAAACUAGUAAUUACACCAUUAGUCAGAUUCGUGCUCUCGACCAGAAGACAAAUGGCAAGGGAGCUAUUGCUCAGCGUAUUUCCGGUGGUAUUGGUUUUAACAAUGUCACACUCAAGUUUAAGAGUCUAAAAGGUCACGGAAUUAAUUUUGUGGUAGAAUUAUACGGUCAUCAUCGUUACUAGACGUCAGUAAAAAAGAAAUGUUUAACGCUUUAGUUCAGAACACGUAUUUCUUUGUGAAUUAACAUGUUUCCGAUAACACUAACAUAAUUGUAUGAAUCACUUGUACUUUUCCACUUGACUUCGACAAUGACAUCUGAUACUUCUAUAAUAUUAUACUCCUAAAAUGAAUUGUAUUAAUGAAUAUUUUUCAAACUGAAUAAAGUUGUUAUGAAAA